This is a messenger RNA of Cantharellus anzutake, 678 nucleotides long. RefSeq names its product kinase-like domain-containing protein. Gene Ontology annotation, cellular component: cytoplasm. The annotation marks the transcript as partial. NCBI's taxonomy places the organism in Eukaryota, Fungi, Basidiomycota, Agaricomycetes, Cantharellales, Hydnaceae. The transcript is spliced from 3 exons. Gene Ontology annotation, molecular function: ATP binding; protein serine/threonine kinase activity. The record is from RefSeq and is a predicted model, not a curated record. Gene Ontology annotation, biological process: protein phosphorylation.
AGAGAGAUAGACAUAUGGAGCAAAAUAAAUCAUCCAAACAUCGUGCCAUUCUACGGAUACAUCCUUGAGGUAGAAGGGAGGACUUUGACAGUAGGCUUCGUAACGUCGUGGUGUCGAUUUGGCAACGUCGCAUCAUACCUGCAAUCGAACCCUCAAAUAGACGAAAUCAAUAUGAUUCAUGACUUAGCAGAAGGACUCAGAUAUCUUCACAGUCAGGAACCACCAAUCAUUCACGGGAACAUGAAGCCUGAGAAUGUCCUCAUAGGCAGUGAUCGAAGAGCCCUGAUUGCUGAUUUCGGGAUUCAUACUAUUUUGGAGGGUUUCUCAUUGGGGAACACUAGUGCUAACCUGGGCAUUGUGGGAGCAAUGCGAUUCACAGCCCCAGAAUUAGUGCAGUACAGCGACGAAUGGCCACGUCGAACAACAGCAUCCGAUGUUUGGGCAUUUGGUUGCACUGCAAUGCAGGUCUGUUUUCCCCCUGUUCUUCAACAACCAAGGUUUGAAAUUCCGCCAUCUAGAUUCUCACCGGCGAACGACCUUUCAAGAGUCAGAAUAAUCUGCAAAUCGCUCAUUCCCUUUUGCAACAGAGAUCACCCUAUGUCUGGAAUUUCCAGAACCAGCCCCAGCGAAUGCUCGAAAAAUGCUGCAAUUCUACUCCCCAUCUUCGACUCACAAUGA